AGAUUUCGUAAGAGAAGGUAGUGUUUUUUUAAUUAAUAGUUAGUCAAUACAUAUGUAUAUUGAUUGACUGCAGAAAACUUGUGUGCACUGGCUUAUCUUGUCGCCAGUGAUUUCAUAACAUGCGUAAAUUAUGAAAACAUUAAUAGUAAUUGAGAAACAAUGAGAAGCGAUAAUCAAUGUGAAAGAACACAUAUCUCGCUGAAAAAGUGGAAAGCAAAAACAAGGAAGCUCGUGAUCGUGUCUUCUCGCGAGUUGACAUAUUUAAUUCGGAGAUUCUUGAUAAUCGUGCAUGCCAAAUAAUUAUCAAGUUUUUCAUCGAUUUAUCAUUAAUUGCGAUUGUAUGAAACAUUAUAGCUAAUUACAUAUAACCUUAAAGAAUUGGAUCAAGAAUUGAAAGAAAUAGAAGACGAAGAUGUCUCAGAAGAUUCCAGAAUAUGAGCUUUUGCCUGAGAUGAAGACGAAAGAAAUGUUGAAGAUGUUCAAAGGCGAGAGGACUGGCUGGGUCUUAGUAGGCCCAAAACAAUAUUUUUUCCCAAUGAGAUUCAUACAGCAGGGCAUUGGUUUCUACAACUUCAAAACCAGGCCGGAUGAUACCUGGGUUGCUUCAUAUCCGAGAUCAGGUACUACGUUGACACAAGAAUUGGUUUGGCUGCUAUCCAAUAAUUUGGACUUUGUGACGGCGGGAAAAAAAUUACUUGCCGAGAGAUUUCCCUUUCUCGAGUAAGUGGUAACAAAAAUAUGGUUUUGUAUAGCAUAAAUAUAAAUGAUUAAUAAAUACACUCGCGUAUAUUUAUCUCGCGUAAACACGUAUCAUAAAUAUCUCAUCAUUUUUAAUUUGUUUUUAAUUCGU
Messenger RNA from Formica exsecta, 850 nucleotides. RefSeq names its product sulfotransferase 1C4-like. The transcript is spliced from 2 exons. Gene Ontology annotation, molecular function: sulfotransferase activity. The coding region runs from base 413 to 724 and encodes 103 amino acids. The record is from RefSeq and is a predicted model, not a curated record. Lineage: Eukaryota; Metazoa; Arthropoda; Insecta; Hymenoptera; Formicidae.